Phyllostomus hastatus (greater spear-nosed bat) is the source of this 739-nucleotide messenger RNA. It is a transcript of the gene INSL5, whose product is annotated as insulin like 5. Bases 61 to 468 code for a protein of 135 amino acids. NCBI's taxonomy places the organism in Eukaryota, Metazoa, Chordata, Mammalia, Chiroptera, Phyllostomidae. Gene Ontology annotation, biological process: positive regulation of feeding behavior. Gene Ontology annotation, cellular component: extracellular region. The transcript is spliced from 2 exons. Gene Ontology annotation, molecular function: hormone activity. The record is from RefSeq and is a predicted model, not a curated record.
AACUUCAGACUUGAUUUGGCCAUAUUCAACGUAUUAGAUUCUCAUUUGAUCCUCAGCAAAAUGAAGGCCUCCAUUUUCACUUUAUUUCUAUUCUCUGUCCUACUUGCCACCUCCGAAGUGACAAGUGCGAAGUCUGUGAAGCUCUGUGGGCGCGAGUACGUGAGAACAGUCGUCUACAUCUGCGCUAGCUCCAGGUGGAGAAGGUACCUGGAAGGGAUCCCUCAAGUCCAGCAAGCUGAGAGGGAAAACUACUUCCAACUUCCAAAAGAGCAUCAGGUUUCUGAGGAAAGCAUAGCGCAAAACCUUCUGAAGGUGGAUUCUGCGGGGCAGGAGAGUCUUCAGCAGGGACAGCUGCCCACUGAAGGGCUUUGGGGCCCAAAGAAGCAUUCAGUGAUGUCAAGACGAGACUUACAAACUCUGUGCUGCACUAGUGGCUGCUCCAUGGCUGACCUGAGUGCUCUUUGUUAAGACAGGAGCACAUAUCCAGGGGGUGGCAGAGGUUUAGCACAUGUUUAAUCCCAGUAUCUUGCUGCCCAGUACACUUGCAUUAUGUAAUUUAAAUAACAGCUUUCGGAUAGGCAAUCUUCCUCUCUUAAAAGUUGUCCAUGAAUGGUUAAAGCCACGCUGAAGUCUGUUUUCUUUCUUUGUUAAGACUACUGCACUGUUCUUCUCAAAUUUUAACUAAUCCUUUGAAAUUUCAAAUGCUGUAUAAAAUUGCAAUAAAAAUGUCAUAAACAAA